AUGGGAUCUUUAAUGAAAUCAGAAAGCCAGAUUUCUCGUUCGCAGAUUGAGAAACUUCUGGGCAAAUAUACGGAAAUUAAGGAUAGCUGCGUAUUCGAACUCAAACAACCGAAACUAACGACAACGAAUGGCGACCGGAAGAAUGGCUAUUCCUACGAGUCGGAUCUGGCUGUUGCUCUUGUGUUCAAGAAGCCGCGUUAUGAUGAUGAGGACGUUGAUAUGGAACUCGUCAGGACCAUUUGCACAGACUUGAAGCACAACAUCAACAGUUUGGAGACAAGUUUAGAGAUACCCAAGAUUUGGGUGGCUGUUGAAGAUAUUCCGGCUUGCACUGAUGGAAGUACCGAUGAGGAUGCGUUACGCGAUCGAAUAUUGGCGUCAGGACUUAGCAAAGGUGCUGCGUCAUUACCCCAAACACUGAAGAAGAUUGUUGCCGUUACCUUGAAUUUGCUCGAUCACCAAAUCACAUCUUCAGAGUCUUUUGUUCAGCUUGGAGGGGAUGCCAAAGCUGCAAAAGAAGUUGUGCAACGGGCUUUGAAGGAAAGAGUCAUUCUGUCAGCAACUGAUGUUCUACAAUGCCGAGACCUGACACAGCUGGCCAACUCAGCCAUCCUUGCAUGCACCACUUUUGCAUCUUACGCCAAAACUCGCCCGUGCAGCUUGUUACCUAUUGAAGUCAUAGACGAAGUCAAGUCACAGAUACAAUGGGAAGGGGAAUUCGCAUCCGACAUUGCUGUUGAAGACGCCUUUCCCUGCACCCAGCUUCAACAGAACGUCAUGGACCUGACCAUGGUGCAACCAGGUUGUUCCAAAGCCACCUAUAUCUACAAUCUUACUGCAGAUGCCGAUAUUGCCUCUUUUCGACUUGCUUGGGAGAAAACUGUAUCACUAUGCGGCAACCUGCGCACGAGCAUAGUUCAUUGUCAGGACAUGGCAAUCCAAGUCAUUCUCAAGGCAGAUGCCGCCUGGGAGGUAGAUGACUGUACUGAUCUAGCCGCAGCGGUGGAAGCAGCGCAAGAGAAAGAAAUGACGUACGGAUCUCGACUCUGUCGCUAUGCCCUGGCCAAAGGGGAACAUGGCCAGCAUUAUUUCAUACUGAUUAUGCAUCGUGCCAUCCACGACGAGUGGACUUUGCAACUGGUUCUGGACACGUUGGGCAGACUGUACGCUGGGAGACAAGUGCUCCAAAUGCAGCCUUAUUCGACCUUUGUUGAAGAGGAAAGACGCAGUCAGAGCAUCACAAAAUUGGACGAGUUUUGGGCGUCCCAGCUGCGCAAUGCGAAGCCUGUAACUUUUCCGUGGUUUGACCCCGGCACCACCACGUUGACUCAAAGCACAACUCAGGACAUGGCUCAGGCUAGAACGACUUUGGGACUUGGAGAGCUCAAAAAUAUGGCAGAUGUCAGCAGAGAAAGUGUUUUUUACGCCGCCUGGGGUCUGUUGAUGACACGCUACAGUGAUUUGGAUGAUGUCUCCUUCGGAGCGACAUUGGCUGGGCGUCCGUCACCUUCCUCUGGUUCAAACUUGGACCGAACGUUGGGUCUUGUUGCCAAUGUCGUUCCAUUCCGGGUUCAAACCAACAAAUCAGCGACAGUAAAGCAAUAUCUGUACGACACUGAAACUCAGCGUGUAGACUUGAACCGUCAUUGCCAACACGCGCUCCAAGACAUCGCAAAACUAGACUCUGAUGCGGCAGGUGUCUGCAAGUUUUCCAGCUUAAUAACUAUACGACACACUGGCGAGACUCAACUGCUAGGCCUAGAUCAGCUUCCAAUGUCAGAUUAUGCAGCUUGCAGCGGACAAACAAAUGCAGACCCUGUGUUGAGUAACAAUCCAGGCUAUCCGCUGAGUGUUCAAGUCCAUAUGCGUGACAACCACGCAGAAGUCCAUGUCGUAUAUGAUACACGGAUUUUCACAGAAACUCGGAUAACAGGGUUGUUGAACCAAUUUAGCCAUGUUGUGGAGCAGCUACAAAUGGCCCAACAAGAGACGACUCUGCUCGACGUUUCUUUGACUAGCUCUUGGGACCUCCAGCAGGCCACCAAGUGGAAAGGUGAUCCGCCGGAGCCCUCAGAAUCAUGUUUCCACGAGCUCUUCGAGGAGCAGGCUAAGAGACGACCGGAAUCCAUGGCGGUUUCUGCCUGGGAUAAAGAGUUUACGUAUGCGGAGCUUGAUGAAGCUGCGAAUAGACUCGCCCAUCAUCUUGUCAGCAAGGAGAUUGGCAUCGCCACAGAGGAACUAGUACAUGUUUGCUUCGAGAAGUCGGCUUGGUUCCUCGUCUCAAUUCUCGCUAUUAAUAAAGCCGGAGCCGCCUGGGUCCCUUUGGACCCCUCACAUCCAGUUAUGCGUCAAGAGGCUGUGGUGAAGCAGACUGGGGCAAGACUCGCGCUAUGCUCGUCCGCUAACGCCACCAUGUGUCAGAGUCUGGGUAUGAAGGUCAUUGAGAUCACGACAGAUUUAGAUGAACAGUUGAACACCAAGUACAAAGAACUCAUGAUCUCAGCCCCGGUCACGAAUGUGUUGCCCCAAAACUUAGCAUACGUAUUAUUUACAUCUGGCAGUACUGGAACGCCAAAAGGCGUCAUGAUACAGCAUGGGUCAGUUUGCAUUAGCCAGAGUGCUAUUGUGAAGAAGAUGCGAAUGACACCAGAGAUGAGAAUGCUACAAUUCUCAGCUCAUGUGUUUGAUGGGUGUGUUUUCGAAACUGUGACGACCUUCCUGUCGGGUGCGUGCCUUUUUGUACCCUCCGACGACGUGCGGAUGAAUCGAUUGUCAGAGUAUAUCAACGAGAAAGGCAUCACUUGGACGGCACUCACCCCUGCCUUUACGCGGACCUUACAUCCAGAACAGGUUCCAAGCCUGGAGGUGCUCGUGCUAGGCGGCGAGGCAGUUGGCCAAGAUAUUCUCGAUUCUUGGUUUGGAAAAGUUCGUUUAAUCAAUGUCUGGGGACCUGCCGAAGCUUGUGUCAUUAGCUCUCUCCAUGAAUGGAAGUCACCGUUCGAAUCACCCUUAAAUAUCGGACAUCCAUCUGGUAGCUACUGCUGGAUAGUUGACUCCAGUAACCCUCAGAUCCUCGCCCCCAUCGGCUGUAUCGGCGAAAUUGUGAUUCAAGGCCCUACGGUUAUGCGCGGGUACCUGUCAGAUGUCACGAAGACCGAGCAAUCGAUGGUGACGGGGUUAUCGGAGUGGAUGCCAAGGAUGCCCAACGGAAGUGGCAGCCGGUUCUACAAGUCAGGGGACCUUGGGUUUUAUAACUCUGAUGGAACUAUAGAAUUCGCUGGCCGCAAGGAUACUCAAGUCAAGAUUCGGGGCAACCGAGUGGAACUUGGUGAGGUGGAAUACAAGCUUCGAGCCUUAUUGCAGGACGUACCUCAAAUUUCUGUUGAUGUAUACAAAACAGAUGUCGCCACCAGUCUCGUGGCUUACCUGUGUUUUGGUCGAAGCCCGGAUACUGCCACCGAGACCAGAAGCGCAGAUGAGGCGGAGGACAUAUUCCUACCUAUGACUGAGGAGUUGGAAACUCAGCUCGCAAGUAUUGUGAAGCAGCUUGGAACAGAGCUGCCUCAAUAUAUGGUUCCCGCACUAUUUAUACCCUGUCGAUACAUGCCCUUUAUCACUUCGACUAAAUUAGACCGUAAUAAGUUGCGGAGCUUGACAGCGGCGCUCAACCUGGACCAGAUUGCCCAGUACUCUCUAGUCGGCUCGCGUGAUAAGCGGGCUCCCGAAACAGCAAUGGAAUACAAGAUACAGAAGCUAUGGGCUUUGGUGCUUGGCAUCCCAGAAGAGUCUAUAGGUCUCGAUGACAGCUUUCUCAGGCUUGGUGGGGAUUCUAUUGGUGCCAUUCGACUUGUUGCGGCAGCGCGUCAGCACGGCAUUUCCCUUACAGUCGCAUCAAUUUUUGAAGACGGUCGUCUAUGGCACGUAGCGGCGGGAGCUGAGAAUAUUGAGGACGUAGAAUCAUCGACAACAGCAUUCUGCCUUCUGCCCGCGGGCCAAGUGCAUGAAAUAAUGAACCAAGCUCAGGAACAGUGCGGUCUAGCAAGCCUAGACUUGAUUGAAGAUAUGUAUCCUUGCACUCCUCUGCAAGAAGGGCUCAUGGCGCUCUCUGUCAAACAACCGGGCUCAUAUAUAUCAAGACUGAAAUACAAGCUUCAUGAACAAGUCGACCUGGACCGUUUCAAGGCAGCUUGGGAAGAGACAAUCUCUUUAUGUGGCAACCUCCGAACCCGGAUAGCGCUUGUGGAAGGAAAAUCCUUUCAGGUUGUUCUCAAGAAUGACUGCGUAUGGAAAACUGCCGAGAGUGCAUCUGAUGAGGUCGUGGAAUACGGAUCUCGGCUUAGCAGCUAUAGCCUCACUAAUGACGCCGAAAACUGUACUCAUUUCGCAAUUGCCAUACACCAUUCCAUCGUCGAUGGCUGGAGCAUGGGCCUUGUAAUGCAGGCCUUCCACAGUUUCUAUCAAGGCGACGAAAUUGGUGCGAUACAGCCAUAUUCGCAAUUCAUCAAAUAUCUUGAGGCGCAGGACAGUGAAGCCAACAACAGCUACUGGCAAAACCAACUCCGCGACGCCAAACGUACAAUUUAUCCACCUCAAACCCUGCGGCGCAACAAUUCGAAAGACGUUGCUGGAGGUUUUAGUCGUUCCGUCAUAAAACCGAUUCCGUUCCCCAAGACGCACGCGUCAUCUACAUUUACCAAGGCUACAAUCCUGCGAGCAGCCUGGGCCAUUAUCCUCGCCAGGUACUGUGACACUGAUGACGUCUGCUUCGGAACCACAGUCGCGGGCCGUCAGGCUGCAGUCUCUGGCCUUGAGAGUAUAGCUGGGCCAGCAGUGGCAACCGUUCCCGUUCGAAUUCUGCUUGACGGGAAGGGAACUGUCGAGAACUUCUUGCAAGCUAUUCAGAAGCAGGCAUCUGAUAUGGUGCCCCAUGAACAGUUUGGGCUGCAAAACAUAUCGCGAGUAAAUGCGAGCGCUCGCGAGGCCUGCAACUUUUCUAGUCUUCUGGUGAUUCACCCUGGAAUACUUAUAGAUUCUGCUGUAGCAGCUGAUUCAACAUUGCUCUGCCAUGUGGGCGACGGGCCCAUGCUAGAUGAUGUUACUGAAGGCUACUUCAACUACCCGCUUGUGGUUCAGAUCCAUAUACAUGAUGGCUUUGUCAAUUUCCACAUAGUUUAUGACUCCCGAGUCAUCUUGGACUCUCAAAUAACUGCCUUGUAUCACCAUUUUGGACAUGUCAUGCAGCAGCUACUCACACAAACUGGCAACAUGCUCCACGACGUUUCACUCACCAGCGCAUGGGAUGUACAACAAGCCAUUGCAUACAAUGCCCAUAUUGUUCCAGAAUCUUCGGACGACUGCUUGAAUGAUCUAAUAUCGGUUCAAGCCGCGUCCUCACACGAGCGGAUCGCCAUCUAUGCAUGGGACGGUAACAUGACAUAUGGUGAAAUCGACAACCUCUCAAUGCACUUUGCUCACUAUUUGGUGAGGAACUGUGGUGUGAGUGCCGGAGACUUCAUACCGAUAUGCUUCAGAAAAUCCAAGUGGUCAAUCGUAGCAAUGUUGGGUAUCAUGAAGGCCCGCGCAGCCUUUGUUCCAUUGGAUCCUGCCCAUCCAGUUGGUCGUCGUCAGGCACUUGUUUCACAGCUCAAUGCUGAGGUUACUGUCGUGUCCUCGUCUACCGCAGAUUUGUGCGUCGGUCUCACACCACGCGUAGUCGUCCUUUCGGAGACCUUGAUCACGGAGCUGUUGACGAUGUUUGGUGCCAAUCCUCAUUCAGAUUUUACUACCACGCCUGACAUGGCUGCAUAUGUCCUGUUUACAUCUGGUUCAACCGGCACUCCGAAAGGUACCGUGGUCGAGCAUGGCCCUCUAUGCUCUAGCAUCAAAGCACAUGGCAAAAUAUUCGGGAUUAAUGAGUCAUCCCGGGUAUUGCAGUUUUCCAAUUUUGUCUUCGACAUGGCCAUUGCUGAAAUCUUCACCACGUUGGUCUUCGGCGGCACUGUGUGUGUGCCUACAGACUCGGCUCGAUUGGAAAACCUUCCCGAUACUUUACAGCCAGAAGAUGUCCCUACCCUUAAAGUAAUCGUUCUAGGUGGCGAGGCUCCAACACGAGACAACUUGGAAACAUGGUGUGAGCGAGUUACCUUGAUCAAUGGCUACGGCCCGACUGAAACUUGCAUUUAUUCUACCGCGCAUACAUACCACUCGUCCGAAGACUCACCCUCUACUAUUGGGCGUGGAUUUAAUAACACCUGCUGGGUUGUCGAUUUGGACAACCACAACCGACUUGCGCCCAUUGGUUGUGUGGGAGAACUCCUUGUCCAAGGCGCUGCUCUUUCUCGUGGCUAUCUCAACAACGCAGAAAUGACUGGCAAAUCCUUCAUCGAUCACGUUGCGUGGCAGCCACAGACGCCAGGGCAUAGGCUUUACAAGACAGGUGACUUGGUGAAGUUUAACCCAGACGGCACCAUAGAAUACCUCGGUCGCAAAGAUACCCAAGUUAAGUUGCGAGGUCAGCGUCUGGAGCUGGGGGAGAUUGAGCACACCAUCAAGACUCUAGUUCCUCAGAUUGAGCACGUAAUCGUGGAUGUCCUCCGCCGGGACUCACACGAUCAAGUGGCUGCAUUUGUUGCCUUCAAGCCCGGAGUGCAUAGCACGACUGAAGGAACAAUAACUCACUCUUCGAGCACUCUGCUCCCAAUGGAUGAAGAGCUACGAGCAGAGUUUUCGAGCCUUGUUGAGGAACUUCAAAACAUACUGCCGCGCUACAUGGUUCCGACCAUCUUCUUCCCGCUACGGAAGAUGCCCUUUGUUACUGCGAUGAAGAUUGACAGAAAGAGCCUCCAGAACCAGGUGAAGAGCCUACCCAUGGACCAACUAAGCAACUUCUCUCUGGCCUCUAGAGAUACUAUCGCUCCCACUACAGAUAUGGAGUUUCAGCUACGUGAAUUGUGGGCGAGAGUGCUCAAGCUCAUGCCAGAAGAAAUCAGCAAGAAUGACAACUUCCUCCAAAUCGGUGGCGACUCAAUUAGCGCUGUGCAAUUGGCAUCAAUGGCUCGUCGACAUGGCAUUCGACUACCGGUAUCAUCCAUUUUUGACGACGGCCGUCUGUCGCAUGUCGCCGAAGCUGCCUGUCGUAUUGACAUUACCAACUACCACGACAUCAUAGCACCGUUCAGCCUGCUUCACAAGGAUCGCGUUGAUCCCCUACUAAACCAAGCUAAGCAAGAUUGCGCUCUCACCGGACAACAGCUCAUCGAGGAUGCCUACCCUUGUUCGCCCAUUCAAGAAGGCCUCAUGGCUCUCAGUGUGUCACAGCCGGGAUCGUAUAUUGCUAGGCAUAUUUUUAAGCUGCCUGCCAGUGUUAACAUCACCCGUUUCAAAGAUUCUUGGAACCAAACUGUCUCCCAGUGCAAGAAUCUGAGGACUAGAAUUGUCUUUGUAGACGGCAAAUCAGCUCAGGUGGUAAUCCAGGGAGAGGCUGCCUGGGAUUCUGAUGGUUCUGAGACGCUGCAAGAAGUGAAGCAGCUUUCUUUGAGCCAUGAAAUGACAUACGGGUCACGUCUUUGCCGCUUCAGUCUUGCAAAAGGAUCUGAUGGAGAACACUAUUUCAUUUGGACCAUGCACCAUGCCAUUUUUGAUGGAUGGAGUCUUGGCCUCAUAAGACAACGACUUGAAGCCAACUACCACGGCCGGGAACUUGCGAUUUCACCAUCCUAUUCAAAAUUCAUCAGAUUUGUCACAGAGCAAGAUCAAGAUGUCUGCCGGAAAUUCUGGAGCAGGCAGCUACAAGGCGCGACAAGGACAAGCUUCCCUCGUGCACGCCCAGGACAGACCAUAGCCGCAAAAGAUGUCGAUCAGUUGUAUCGGUCGAAGAUGAAGUCAAUCCAAUUCUGUCAAUUAAAAUCGUCUUCAAUUACCAAAGCGACUAUUAUACGAGCCGCUUGGGCUAUUACGCUUGGAAAAUAUUGUGAUACAACUGAUGUGUGUUUCGGCAGUUCAGUUUCCGGCCGACAAGCGCCAAUUCCAGAGUUAGAGAGCAUGGUCGGACCUGUCAUAGCCACUAUUCCCGUGAGAGUCCAUCUCGAUAAUGAAAAGCCUAUUGGUGAGCUUUUGAAGGAUAUUCAAGCCCAAGCGUCAGAAAUGGCGACCUAUGAACAGUUUGGGUUACAGAACAUCGCCAAGAUUAGCCUGGAGGCCCAAGACGCAUGCGACUUCUGCAAUUUAUUGGUUGUUCAGCCUGCCAAGCUGCUUGACUCCGUUGUUGCCGCUGAUUCAGUGAUGGUCUCGAUCGAAGAGGGCCAUAUGGCUUCUGACGACUUGUUGGAUAGAUACUUCAACUAUCCGCUCGUGGUGCAAGCUAUUGUCCAUGAUGAACAUGUCGAGUUUCACACAACAUACAACACACAUGUUAUGACGAGCACACAGAUUGAUGCGCUGUGUAACCACUUUGAUGUUGUUGUUCAACAGCUUCUGGUACAAGAUGAGAAGCCACUGAGCGCUAUCUCCAUGGAGGGACCCUGGGACCUGCAACAAGCGAUUGAGCGGCGAGGAGAUACCCCCAAGACAAUAGAUGCAUGCCUUCAUGAAUUAUUCGAGAGACAAGCGAAACGAAACCCUCAAUCUGUCGCAGUUCAGUCGUGGGAUGGGGACUUUACUUAUGCAGAGUUAGAUCAGGCUUCCAACAGAUUAGCUCACUAUCUCGUCAACAAGAGGGGUGUUGCCACCGAAGACCUAAUCCCCGUAUGCUUCGAGAAAUCUCGUUGGUAUAUGGUCACGAUUCUAGCCGUCAACAAGGCGGGAGGAGCCUGGCUGCCUUUAGACCCUUCGCAUCCAAAGCAGCGACAUGAAGCUAUUUUGAAACAGACCAGCGCAACAUUAUGCCUUGCCUCUACCACGAACGUCGAUUUGAUGCGCGACCUCAAUCUGGAAGUCGUUGAGGUCUCCACGGAUUUGGACAACUGCCUGAGAGAGUCCACAGGCGGAGCGUCUAAAAUUUCUCCUGCUGUUGAUGUGUCGCCUCGAAAUGCGGCGUACGUGUUAUUCACCUCUGGAAGCACUGGAACGCCGAAAGGACUGGUCAUGGAGCACAGGGCAGUCUGCAGUAGUCAGACAGCUAUUGCGAGUCGAUUAUGCAUAACGCCAGAUUCACGAAUGUUACAAUUUGCCGCAUAUGUCUUUGACCUCUGCGUUGGUGAAAUUUUCGCUACACUAAUCUCCGGCGGGUGUAUAUGUAUCCCGUCUGACGAUAUUCGUCUUAAUAGCCUGACGCACUUCAUCCGCGAGAAGGAUAUUAAUUUUGCGUUUCUCACACCCUCUUUUGUUCGCGGCUUUGAGCCUAAUGACGUGCCGAGCCUUAAUUGCUUGGUACUAGCUGGUGAGACUUGUGGAAAAGAUAUCAUCAAGGCAUGGUGUGGACGACUUCGUCUUUACAACGGUUGGGGACCUGCAGAGACCUGUGUUUUCAGCACAAUUCAUGAAUGGAAGUCCGUCGAUGAGUCGGGGGCAACAAUUGGACGGCCGGUAGGCAGCUUCUGUUGGAUAGCUGAUUCCCAGGACUACACCCAGCUCUCCCCGAUCGGAUGCGUUGGCGAGAUCCUAAUUCAGGGUCCUACCUUACUUCGAGAAUACCUGUCUGACAAGGAAAUGACUGAGAAGACGUUAAGCUCAGCGCUGCCUCCAUGGAUGCCGCAUCAAGAGUCAACCAGCAAUAUUUACAAGUCAGGCGAUCUCGGAUUCUUCAACCCAGAUGGCACUAUCGAGUUCGUGGGUCGCAAAGACAAGCAAGUCAAGAUACGAGGUCUUCGGAUCGAACUCGGCGAGACAGAACAAUGCAUCCAGAUAGCAGUGCCAGAUAUCAAACAAGUUGCCGUUGAUGUCUACAGAACAAGCACCACCGAGUGUCUCAUAUCAUAUUUAUGCUUCAGUCAAGAUGCAAAAAUUGCCAACAAGAAUGAAAACCGCAAUAGCGACGAUGAAAUGUUCAUGGAAAUGACAGAAGAACUCCACGACAAGAUCACAGGCUUAAUUGGACAGCUUAAAGUUAUGUUACCUCAUUACAUGAUUCCAGCAAUAUUUAUCCCUUGCCGUUAUAUGCCUUUCAUCACAUCAACCAAGUUAGACAGGAACAGGCUCAGGCAAAUAACGGCUACAAUCGACCAAGGGGACAUGGCUAAGUACUCGAUGGUUCAUUCCGAGAAGCGGCCUCCUAGGACUGCAAUGGAAGCUACUAUCCAGGAACUCUGGGCGCUUAUUCUGAGCAAGUCAGCCACAUCAAUUGGAAGAGACGACAGCUUCCUACAAAUCGGCGGUGACUCGCUGUCUGCGAUCCAACUUGUGUCACUAGCUGGCCAACGCGGGAUCAAACUCUCAGUGCCAGCUGUUUUGAAAGAUGGUCGCCUCUCCAGCGUGGCGGCUAAUGCUACACCUAUGAGAGAAAAUGCCGUCAAAAACAUUCGGCCGUUCAGCUUGCUCUCAGAGGAAUUGUCUCGCGAUGUACUCUAUAUCGCUAGAGAGCAAUGUGGCUUACACAACGAGCAAGCCAUUGAAGAUGCUUACCCCUGCUCUGCUCUCCAAGAGGGAUUGAUGGCACUUAGUGUGACUCAACCAGGUUCAUAUAUAGCCAGAUAUGUGUACAAACUGGGUCCGACGAUCGAUGUGGCCCGUUUCAAACAAGCCUGGAUUCAGACUGUUCGCUUUUUUGCUAUCUUGAGAACCCACAUUGUGUUCAAGGACGGAUAUUCUGCGCAAAUAGUAGUGAAAGAUGACCUAGGCUGGGACGGCGAGGACUCUGACCCACUGGAUGUGGUUUCGGAGAGAACAAAAUCUUUCAAGAUGACUUAUGGAUCACGACUCUGCCGAUAUAGUCUAGCUGCGGAUGCCAAUGGGCAUAAGUACUUUUUCUGGACUAUACAUCACUCCGUUUUUGAUGGCUGGACUGGUACUCUAAUACGCCGGCAACUUCAGGCCUUUUAUAAUGAGAGCGAAGCAACGCUGUUUCACCCCUACCACCUGUUCAUCAAGUAUACCAUGGAUCAAGACGAAGCACUUGAAAAGGAGUAUUGGUUAGACCAGCUUCAUCAGGCUAAGAGGACCGAGUUUCCACCUCGCACGAUCCUUAGCAAAUCCCAAGCCGCUCUUGGAUACCAGGGACAGUCAAUGACAGCUCGCAUUCCAUUCCCCCACUCCGCGCCGUCGUCUUCAGUCACCAAAGCCAACGUGCUACGGGCAGCGUGGGCUAUCGUCCUUGGACGCUAUUGCGACACGGAUGACGUUUGCUUUGGGACUACGGUAUCAGGUCGGCAGGCUGCCGUCCCAGGGCUGGAAAGUAUUGCAGGCCCUUUAGUUGCGACAAUGCCAGUGCGAGUUCGCCUCAAUCAACGUCAGCGAUCAGCUGCACAAUUCUUAGAAGAUGUUCAAAGGCAGGCGUCCGACAUGGUUCCUCAUGAGCAGUUUGGAUUACAGAGAAUAUCAAAGCUUAGUUCUGACAUUCAAGAGCUGUGUAACUUCUCUAGUUUACUCGUCAUCCAACCUGGAAGGCUGCACGAUUCGGUGACAGGAUCUGACUCCAUCUUCAGUUCAGUUGAUUCAACAGAUGUCUCGACCCACCAGCUAUUAGAUGGAUAUUUCAGCUAUCCACUUGUUGUUCAAGGCGUUGUUUAUGACGACCAUGCCGACUUCCACGCGGUAUACGACGCUCGCAUCCUAAGCGAGUCCCAAAUUCAGGCACUCUCUCAUCACUUGAGUCAAGCUGUUGAACAGCUGCUAAUGCAGCCGGAGACACCGUUAGCCGAAUUGUCGAUAGCAGGCCCUUGGGAUCUUCAAAUGGCGAAUGAGUGGAAGGGUGAAACCCCUACUAUAAUUGACAAAUGCGUGCAUGACCUCAUUCAGGAACAGGCGAUUCUUAGACCAAAUGCGACUGCUAUUGCCGCAUGGGAUAAGACACUUACAUAUGCAGAGCUCGAUAAGGCCUCUGAUUCUCUGGCCAACUACCUGAUAGAUAGGUAUAACGUUGCAGCAGGAGAUCUUAUUCAUGUCUGCUUUGAGAAGUCCGCAUGGUUCUUUGUUGCCAUCCUGGCUAUCAACAAGGCUGGAGGCGCUUGGGUUCCUCUCGAUCCUACACACCCGAUGCAACGACAACAGUCUAUUUUACAACAAACACGGGCCGGACUUGCCUUGGCUUCAUCAUCCCAAAAGUCGCUCUGCCAGAGUCUAGGAAUGGAUGUGGUUGAGGUUACAGAAUCGUUCAUGCAAAAUAUGUCUCAAAACGCUCCAAAAAAGCCAGUCGCUCACGGCUUGUCAUCGAGGAACGCAGCAUACGUGCUUUUUACUUCAGGCAGCACUGGAAUUCCUAAGGGGUUCGUCAUGGAACACAUUUCACUUUCCACAAGCCAGACCGCUAUCGCAAAGAGGCUAGGAUUAACACCUGAUAUUCGCGUUUUGCAAUUUGCAUCUUACGUUUUUGAUCUUUGCAUCGGCGAGAUAUUCGCGACCUUAAUAUCUGGGGCUUGUCUAUGCGUUCCAUCAGAAGACACCCGUUUAAACAGCCUGCCUAGUUUUAUUCAAGCUAUGGAUAUAAAUUGGGCCUUUCUUACUCCUGCGUUUGUUAGAACGCUCCGCCCAGAGACAGUUCCCAGCCUAGGCCUCCUGCUCCUGGCCGGAGAAGCUGUCACACAAGACAUCCUCGAUACUUGGCUAGGAAAGGUUCGCCUGGUGAACGGUUGGGGACCUGCUGAGACUUGUGUUUUCAGUAGCCUGCACCAGUGGUCUGUCAACCAAUCUCCGCUCACGGUCGGACGGCCAGUCGGCGGCUUUUGCUGGAUUGUGAAUCCAGACAAACCCCGAGAACUAGCCCCGAUAGGUUGUGUGGGCGAAGUUGUCAUCCAAAGUCCAACAACCUUACGGGAAUAUCUGAUGGAUCCCAAGAAAACCAAGGAGUCAGUCAUGAAUGUACUACCAGAAUGGGCCCCCUGGAGAGACACAACACAUUGGAAUAGGUUCUACAAGUCAGGCGAUUUAGCACACUACAAUCCCGAUGGCACCAUCAAAUUCGUCUCCCGAAAAGAUACUCAAAUCAAGAUUCGAGGGCUUCGGGUGGAACUUAGUGAAAUUGAGCAAAGCAUCCACGCUGCUUUGCCAGGAGUUGAGCAGGUGGUCGUCGACGUCUUUGAGACAGAAGUGGCAAAGAAUCUCGUGGCGUACUUUUGCUUUGAAAAGGAGGCCGAGUUAUCGGUGGCUCCUAUUAGAAGUACUGUGUAUGCCACAGAUGACUUCUUCAUGCCCAUGACAGAGCCCCUGGAAAAGGAAUUGACAGCGCUUUUGGGGCAUUUACGUGUCAAAUUACCACGGUACAUGAUACCUGUCAUGUUUAUUCCUUGUCGGCAAAUGCCGUUUAUCACCUCUACAAAACUUGACAGAAAUAAACUAAGAGAGCUCACGAGUACACUUCAAUCGAACCAGCUUAUGAAUUACUCGUUAUCUAGUCCAACAAAACGACCUCCUGCAACAGACGCUGAAGCCCAAAUGCAACAGCUCUGGGCAACUGUUCUUGGUAUACAAAUCGACCUAAUUGGGCGGGAUGAUAGCUUCCUGCAAAUUGGCGGUGACUCUAUUGCUGCUAUUCAGCUUGUAUCUCUUGCGCGUUCUCACGGGAUUAACCUCUCAGUGACAUCUAUCUUUAAUGAUGCUCGCCUGUCGUCUGUUGCAGCUUCUGCGAUACCUAUAGAUACAAGCAGACCGUUCGAUGUUCAACCAUUUAGCCUGCUUCCUGCUGGUAGAGAAAAAGACCUGCUUGAGCAGGUUCAACAGCAAUGUCAUUUGCAAAGCCAAGACGAAAUCGAGGACGCAUACCCCUGUACUCCCCUACAGGAAGGUCUCAUGGCCCUUGCCGCAAAACAGCCAGGAUCCUAUGUCGCUCGGCUGUCAUACAGUCUAUCUAAGACGGUUGACAUAGACAGGUUUAUGAGAGCCUGGGGCCAGACCAUUUCUACUUGUGCAAAUCUGCGUACAAGGAUUGCCUUUGUUGAUGGUUACACUAUACAAGUCGUUGUGAAAGACAAAGUGCACUGGGACUCGGCUUCGCAUGUUGUCGAACCUAUGAUCUAUGGGUCUCGACUUUGCAGAUACAGCUUGGAACGCGUCAACGACAACCAAAGCUACUUUACACUGACUUUGCAUCACUCGAUAUUUGACGGUUGGGCAUUAGAUCUCAUCAUGCAAACCUUGAUUGGCAUCUACUACGGUACCGACAUUCCAGCUCAUCAGCCCUAUGCUCAGUUUAUCAAGUACAUCGGGGAACAGGACAUGAGCCUUGCCAAAAAUUACUGGUCUGAGCAACUUGAUGGAGCUCAGAAAACAGCCUUCCCGCACCAAAAUGCCGUAUUGGGGUCAACAACAGCGUCAACGAAGAGUCACAAAGUGGACAAGUCAAUCAUGCACCGCAUCGCCUGCCCAGAAUCUGCAAGAGCCUCUUCUAUAACGAAAGCUACUAUUAUUCGCGCGGCCUGGGCAAUUGUAUUGGCCCGAUACUGCAAUACAGAUGAUGUAUGUUUUGCAACAACUGUGUCUGGCCGGCAUGCGCCAGUAUUUGGUCUCGAAAAUAUAUCCGGCCCGCUUGUUGCGACUGUCCCUGUGAGAGUAAGACUCCAGCAGGACGUCAGUACAGAAGAAUUUCUCGAGGAAAUCCAGACACAGGCAUCUAAUAUGGUGGCAUAUGAGCAAUUUGGGCUGCAGAAUAUAGCCAAAUUUGGCCCAGACGCUCAGAAUGCUUGUGAAUUUUCUAGUCUUCUUGUUGUGCAACCAGCAAAGAUGUUGCAAAUGCCUGUGGCUCAAGGACAGGUACAUGACGAUCACAUUGAGUUCCACGCGGUGUAUAGCUCGGAAGUUCUCAGCGAGUUGCAAAUGACGGCUUUGUGCAAUCAAUUCAGCAACGUUGUCCGUCAGCUGUUCACACAGAGGACGAAGCCGUUGGCCCAAAUAGCACUGGCUGGACCUUGGGAUCUACAGCAAGCACACAGGUGGAAUAAUGAGGUCAUCGAGAAACCUUCUACUGACUGCUUACACGAGUUAAUUUCCGAGAUGGCUGUCAUUUCUCCCCUAAAGCAGGCAAUUUGUGCUCAUGAUGGCAAUGUCACCUACUCUGAGCUGGACGAGCUAUCAACCCGUCUUGCUAUCUACCUUUGCGACCGCGGUAUUCGCCCGGGAGUGUACGUCCCAUUCUGUCUUGGAAAAUCCAAAUGGUCAAUUAUAGCCAUCAUUGCUAUCAUGAAAGCUGGUGGUGCAUUUGUGCCACUAGACCCUGCCCAUCCCGUCACGAGGCGACAGACCCUGAUCCAACAACUAGAGGCCAAAUUGAUCAUUGCAUCGCCAUCAACAUCACAUUUAUGCAACGGUAUAGUUCGGGACGUGGUUGUGGUUUCAGAUGAUCUUGUGAAAGAGCUUCCAACGUCUUUGAACAUGGGAGCUUCGUAUCACGCGCCUUCUUCCACCGACAUUGCUUACAUUCUCUUCACCUCGGGCACAACGGGCACGCCCAAGGGAAUCGUUGUGGAACAUGGUGCUGUUUGCUCUAGCUUGAGGGCCCAUGGCAGCAUAUUUAAAUUGGGGGAAGCGUCUCGCGUGUUGCAAUUCUCAAAUUUUGUGUUUGACAUGGCGAUCUCUGAGAUUUUCGCGCCACUUGUAUUUGGAGGUACCGUUUGCAUACCAACUGAUGCGGAACGUCUCGAGGAUUUAGCAGGCUACAUCAACAAGUCCAAUGUGAACACGGCACUGUUAACUCCUUCGUUCGCGAGUACAUUGCGUCCAGAAGAUGUGCCUGGAGUUAAGACAAUCAUCCUCGGCGGCGAAGCCCCAACACAAGACAACUUGCGCAAUUGGUGUGAUUCUGCCUUGCUAAUCAAUGGGUAUGGACCAACGGAGACUUGUAUCUACUCAACGCUGUAUGAGUACAAGAGUCGUGAUGACUCUCCACACAACAUUGGGAAAGGUUUCAAUAGUACAUGUUGGAUCGUUGAACCAGAAAAUCACAACCGGCUUGCACCAAUUGGCUGCAUUGGUGAACUGGUUAUGCAGGGUUUCGCGCUUGCUCAAGGGUAUUUCAAGGAUGUUGGGAAAACGAAGGCGACAUUCUUAAGCAGCGUGGAUUGGUUGCCUGCAGCGGAUGAUGCCAAAACGCAACGAUUCUACAAGACUGGCGAUUUAGUCAGGUAUAACCGCGACGGCACCAUCCAAUACAUGGGUCGAAAGGAUACUCAGGCUAAGCUACGUGGACAACGGUUAGAACUUGGAGAAGUCGAGCACAAAAUUAAAGCAGCUCUAGCAUCAACGGAACAUGUCAUUGUUGACGUCGUUCAUAAGGGCUCAAAGGACAAAUUGGCUGCUUUCAUCACAUUUGCCAACAUGCCUCACACUGAGGGCAUCGCUGAACCUAUCCUUCCGAUGGACCCUGAAAUGCAUUGUAAGUUCUCUGAGCUUGUGGCUACGCUUCAGAAAGAGCUACCAUUAUACAUGGUGCCGACUCUGUUUCUGCCAUUGCGAAAAAUGCUGUUUUCCACUUCAAUGAAGAUUGACAGAUUGAAACUCCGUUCCAUCGCAGACAAUCUUACCUCGGAACAGACUCUUGCACACUCACUAGGCAUCAAGAACUUCCUUCAACCCACCACUCCCAUGGAAUUUCGGUUACGAGAUCUUUGGGCAACAAUUUUGAAGAUUGAUGCUAGCACUAUUGGCAAACACGACAGCUUCUUACAAUUAGGGGGUGAUUCAAUUAGCGUUGUCCAGCUUGUUUCACUUGCCCGUCGACAUGAACUUGGCCUCACUGUUGACUCUAUCUUCAAGGACUCUUCUCUUUCUCAAAUGGCAAUCAGUGCUGAAGUAAUUAAUGGAUAUAUCGCCCCCAGCGUAGAUCCGUUUGGUUUGCUCCCUGCUGAUCAAGUGGACAACAUCAAGGAGCAGAUCCUGGAUCAGUGUGGUCUGACCUCCACGCAAUCCAUAGAAGAUGCCUAUCCCUGUUCUUCAUUACAAGAAGGCUUGAUGGCUCUCAGCGUUACUCAACCCGGGUCGUAUACCGCGAAAUACAUAUACAAGCUACCCAGUGACGUUGACUUGAGUCGCUUUCGGCAAGCUUGGCUCCAGACGGUGCUGUCUUGUGUCAACUUACGCACCAGGAUUGUUCUUAUCAAUGGAGUUGCUAUGCAAACCGUUAUUAAAGAUGAUUUGGAGUGGGACUUUGAAGCUGGUACAACUUUGGCAGAGGCAAAAAAAUUCGCGGAUGGUCACAUCAUGACUUAUGGAUCGCGCCUUUGUCGCUACACCAUUGCUAAGGGUCUAGAUGGCCAUCACUGCUUUAUUUGGACUAUGCACCAUGCUGUCUUUGAUGGCUGGUGUAUUGGUCUUGUGCGACAACAAUUGAAACACAAUUACGAAUGUACGCCUGCGCCUACUCUUCAGCCCUAUAACCGAUUCAUUAAACAUAUCGUGGACAUGGAUCAGUCCCGAAGCCAGGAAUACUGGGCGGACCAGCUUCGAGAUACUAAGCGAGCGUCCUUCCCUCCACCUAACGUCAAACAUGAUGACACCGACAGCUCGAUUGCUCAAGUAAGCCGAAGAAUGACGAGCGCCAUCCCUCUCCCUGCGAGUACCAAACCCUCUUCCAUCACAAACGCGACGGUCCUGCGCGCAACGUGGGCGGUCGUCCUUGGUCGUUACAGCGAAACAAGUGACGUCUGCUUUGGAACUACCAUCUCUGGGCGUCAUGCUGCUAUUUCGGGUCUUGAUGGCAUGACUGGCCCUGUUGUUGCCACUGUCCCUGUGAGAGUGCGUAUGGAUCCCAACCAAUCUGCCAGCGCAUUCUUGCAGGCCAUCCAGGAUCAAGCUUCAGAAAUGAUAGCCCAUGAGCAAUGUGGAUUGCAAAAUAUUGCAAAACUUGGUGAUGAAGCACGAGAGGCUUGUGACUUUUCAAGUCUCUUAGUUAUCCAACCGGGUCGACUCAUCGAGUCAGUAUCGUCUUCAGAUUCGCUUAUGAUGUCGGUCGAGAAAGACCAGAAUGGGGAAGAGGACGACGUCUUGGAGGGAUAUUUCAACUAUCCGCUUGUGGUACAGGGCAUGAUAGACGACACGCAAGUUCAUCUUGAUAUUUUGUACGACUCGCGAGUGCUAAGUGCAAACCAAGUCGAGGCAUUAUCCAACCAAUUUCGCCAAGUUGCCCUGCAGCUCCUUACCAGGGACACUACACUUCUUCGGGACAUAUCAUUAGCAGGGCCGUGGGACUUGCAGCAAGCAAUGGCAUCAAACACUGUCAUACCGGACGUUAUUGAUGCAUGUGUCCAUGAAUUGGUCCAGCGACAGGCUCUGCUGCAGCCCAACGCUCUUGCUAUCAGCGCCUGGGAUGGUCAACUCACCUAUUCACAGUUGGACAGUGCAGCUACAAGACUAGCAGAUCAUCUCAUCAGAGUACAAGGUCUCAUAGAAGAAGAGCUAGUCCACGUAUGUUUCGAGAAGUCAGUGUGGUUCUUUACGGCAAUUUUGGCGAUUAACAAAGCAGGUGGCGCUUGGGUACCCUUAGAUCCCUCGCACCCUGUGAAACGUCAAGAGGUUGUAGUCAAGCAAACAGGCGCUCGGCUCGCGUUGACUUCAAAAUUAAACGCUGAAAUGUGCCGUAACCUUGGAUUAACGGUCGUGGAGGUCACGAAAGCUCUUGAUGAGGCGUUGCGGGAACCACCAUCUACACUAAUCGGAAAGGUGUCUCCUCGAGCUGCUGCGUACGUUUUGUUUACUUCUGGGAGCACGGGAACGCCAAAAGGUCUAGUUAUGCAGCAUCGAUCAGUGUGUACAAGCCAAAUUGCUAUUGCUAAGCGACUAGGCAUGACCACUAAUGUGCGAAUGCUCCAAUUUGCCUCGUACAUAUUUGAUCUUUGCAUCGGCGAGAUCAUUGCUCCGCUAAUUUCAGGUGCUUGCCUGUGUGUACCAUCCGAAGACACCAGGGUCAGCAACUUGGUAGACUUUAUUAGGUCUCAGGAUAUCAACUGGGCUUUUCUGACACCGGCUUUUCUUCGUACGCUACGGCCCGAGGACGUACGUAGCCUAGAGCUUCUAUUGCUGGCAGGCGAGCCAGUUACACAAGAUAUCCUCGACAUGUGGUUUGGUAAGGUUCGGCUGAUCAAUGGAUGGGGUCCAGCAGAAACCUGUGUGUUCAGUACUCUACAUGAGUGGAAGUCCUCAACUACCGAAUCGCCUCUUACCAUUGGACGACCGGUUGGUUCUUUCUGUUGGAUUGUGAGUCCUGACGAUCCAACCCAAUUGGCCCCAGUUGGCUGUGUAGGUGAGGUUAUUAUCCAAGGACCAACAUUGCUACGGGAAUACCUUGCAGACCCAAGAACAACAGAACAGUUGCUUAUCGACACAUUACCUGCAUGGGCGCCGCGACAAGAUGAUGCCAACUGGGGACGAUUUUACAAGUCUGGUGAUCUAGCGGCCUAUAAUUCUGACGGAAGUAUUAGGUUUGUGAGCCGCAAAGACACACAGACUAAAAUUCGAGGUUUGCGGGUAGAGCUUGGAGAAGUGGAACACGCUAUCCGGAACUCUUUGACAAGUGCGAAGCAGGUUGCUGUUGACGUUCACAGAACCGAAGUUGGCACCAGUCUUGUCACAUACCUGGUCUUUGACUCGGCGCCUGGUGCGAACAGCGGGACGAAGGACAUUGAUUGUGAUAUCUUCUUACCGCUGUCAGAGGAGAUUGAACCAAAAAUCACUAGUCUCAUUGGGAAGCUUAGCGUGACCCUUCCCCGAUACAUGGUCCCAGCAAUCUUUAUUCCCUGUCGUUACUUGCCUGUUAUUACAUCGACCAAGCUGGAUAGAAGGAGACUGCAGCAAGCCACAAGUAAACUAAGCAAGGAAGAUCUCGCAAUCUAUUCAAUGGUCAACUCAGAGAAAAGGUCGCCUAGCACAGUUAUGGAAGUCAAAAUGCAAGCUCUCUGGGCAUCAAUACUACGCAUCCCUAUUGAGACUAUUGGGCUAGACGACAGCUUCCUGAGGCUGGGCGGAGACUCGAUCACCGCUAUCAAACUGGUGACACUCGCACGCCAAGACGGAAUUAGCCUCUCUGUGUCGUCAAUAUUUAAAGAUGCUCGACUUUCGCAGGUAGCUGCUGCUGCAAGCCAAACUGGCACCCAAACAGCAGUGGCUAUCCCGCCCUUUAGCCUACUUCCCGCAGGUCAUCAAGCCAGUCUUCUCAACGAAGCACGACAGCAAUGUGGCCUGGAUAACGAAGCUUUCAUUGAAGACAUAUAUCCAUGUACUCCUCUCCAAGAGGGCCUUAUGGCGCUAGCACUCAAGCAACCCGGCUCGUACGUGGCACGGUUUACUGCGCUACUUCCGAAAGGUUGCGAUGUAUCUCGGUUCAAAUCUGCCCUUGCCGCUACUGUUGGAAUAUGUUGGAAUUUACGAACUCGCAUUAUUCAAUCAUCUGAAGGACUUCUGCAAGUCAUCAUUGGCAACGACGUAUCAUCACAACUCUCGGAAGUCAGAUCACUUGACAGCAUCCUUGAUCUUCCAGUUGCCCAAGUUGGUCUCGGCACUCCUCUCUCGCAAUAUACCUUGUUUUAUGGCAAAUCUGGAACGCACUUGAUCUGGGAUAUUCACCACUCCAUAUACGACGGGUUUGCUUUAAACAACAUGGUACAGAUCUUGCACAAUUUCUACGCCAACAAUGCGAUCGUUUCCCGACCCUUGCCCUUUUCCCACUACGUCAAAUACAUCCAAGAAACCGACGAAUCUGCAACUAAAGCAUACUGGCUCGCACAGCUGGAAGGAAGUUCUUGUGCGCACUUCCCCGCUGCCCCGGCGGUGCUAUCUGGUGUUCGUGAAGAGCGGUCCUUGACACAGGUCCUCGACCUUCCUUGGCAUCGGGGGACCGGGAUCACCACUCCGAAUCUUCUCAGGGCCGCAUGGGCACUUCUCGUAGCAAGAUACGUGGAUAGUACCGAUGUAGUGUUCGGGAGCACUGUAUCGGGUCGUACAGCCGCCAUCCACAAUAUUCAGAGCAUCCUUGGACCAACAAUUGCGACUGUUCCGAUUCGGGUUCGCAUAACAAGCACAGAUACGGUUGUGCAAUUUCUCAAUAUGAUUCAACAACAAGCCAAUGGUAUGAUCCCAUUUGAAAGUACUGGCUUGCAGAAUAUCUCGAAGUUGGGAACUGGGGCCCGUACUGCCUGUGAUUUCCAAAACCAAUUCCUCGUCCAACCAGCUCUGGCAGACUCUAGUGGCGACGGCAAUGAAUUGCAUUUCACAUCUGUGAAUGAAGCUAUGACCUCUGACUACGAUGUAUAUCCUCUCGUAUUUCAAUGUAUUAUGGGCUCCCAAGGCAGCAUCACGGUUCAAGCAUCGUACGACAUGCGAAUCAUUACAUCCAACCAGAUGCAGAGAAUUUGCAAUCAGUUUGAACAUAUUGUCAGUCAGUUAAUCACACGACCGGACACUCCCAUUUCAGACAUCAGCCUUUGUGGGCCUAAAGAUGUCAAUGAGAUUAUGCGAUGGAAUACUGAGCGGGUUCCCCAACUCUAUCAGGCAUGUGUUCAUGACCUUAUCCAUGACCGCGCACAACAUGACCUGGACAAGCAGGCUGUUUACGCAUGGGAUGGCAACCUCACCUACGCCGAGUUGGAUGAAUUUUCAACAUGUCUCGGUUACCACCUACGAGAUCUUGGUGUUGGUCCAGAGGUGAUGGUCCCUAUAUGCCUUGAAAAGUCUAAAUGGGCGGUUGUGGCAAUGCUCGCCAUCAUGAAGGCAGGAGGCGCUUUCGUACCUAUAGACCCCUUACAGCCACUCAACCGCCGCAAGGAGAUAGCCAAAGCGGUUGGUGCUAUCAUUGCCAUUGCGUCGCCAAAAAUGGCUUCCGUCUGUGCCAGCAUGGCUGAACAGGUCGUUGUCCUUUCAGAGACCUUCAUUACAGAGCAACAACUGAAGACGGCAACGUCGUUGCCACUCAUUCCGUGCGAACCCAGCCUUGCUGCGUACGUUAUUUUUACCUCAGGUUCCACAGGAACUCCGAAGGGCAUUGUAGUUGAACAAGCUGCAUUAUGCUCGAGCCUCAUGAGUCAUGAACGGGCGUAUGGGAUAUGCAGCGAUUCAAGGGUCCUGCAAUUCUCCAGCUUUACGUUUGAUAGCUGUCUAGAGGAGAUUUUGUCAACCCUUGUAUAUGGAGGCACUGUCUGUAUUCCUUCAGAUGAAGACCGACUACAAAGAACAGCAGAGUUCAUGACGAGCGCCAACGUAAAUGUCGCCAUUUUGACGCCAUCAUUUGCCAAUACACUCAAGCCAGAUGAAGUUCCUACCCUUAAGACGCUCAUUUUGGGCGGCGAGGCCCUUACUAGGGAUAGCUUACAGCAGUGGUUUGGCAAAGUCACUGUGAUCAAUUCCUACGGCCCAACUGAAGUUUGCAUUGACUGCGCAUCGAUGGUCUUCAGCUCCAUCGACCAAUCGGCAACGAAUAUCGGACGUUCCCAGAAUGCAACGUGUUGGAUUGUCGACCCCAAUGAUCAUAACAAGUUAGCACCCAUCGGUUGUAUUGGUGAGCUUCUGGUACAAGGUCCAACGCUAGCACGCGGGUAUCUCAAUGACGACGAGAAAACUGCUCGCUCUUUCGUUGAUCAUGUUGAUUGGUAUGCGCCUGAGAAUACCAACGAGCAAUUCAAGUUCUAUAAAACCGGUGACCUCGUCAAGUAUAAUCCUGACGGCACAAUUGAAUACGUCGGCCGUAAGGACACUCAAGUCAAGCUACGUGGCCAACGGUUGGAACUCGGGGAAAUCGAGUAUCACAUCAAGACAGCGUUCAGAGGAGUGGACCAGGUCGCUGUAGACUUGGUUUCUUGUCAAUCCCAAGAUGUCCUUGCCGCCUUUUUCAGUUUCAACAGUGAAAAUGGCAUACGAGCAAAACAAAAUUUGGAGGUGACUGGCGGUAGCAAUUUUCUGUUGCCUUUGGAUGAAGAGUUGACUGUAGCCAUUGCGGAGGUCACAGAAAACCUGAGAGCAACUCUGCCUGCAAAGGCCUUCCAGGAAAUAGUAGAAAAACUCUCCCCAGACCAGUUGGAAAUGUUUUCGCUUUCUGGGAGGGAUAAGACACAACCAACAACUGCCACGGAGUUCAGGUUAAGAAAUCUGUGGGCAACGGUACUCAAAAUAAGGUCUGAGGAAGUGGGCAAGAAUGACAGCUUCUUGAAAAUUGGCGGCGACUCGAUCUCGGCAAUUCAACUUGUUUCACUAGCACGCCAAAAUGGCAUGGAACUGACCAUCACGUCAAUUUUCAAGGACUCGCGCCUCUCGCAAUUGGCUGCCAACAUUACCGCCAUUGAACAAACAUCAUUUGAUGUGGCACCUUUCAGCCUUGUUCCGAGCCAAAUCAUGGGCGAAGUUGUAGCUACAGCGGUGGAGCAAUGCAACCUAACUGGAGAGCAAGAUAUUGAGGACGUGUAUCCUUGUACACCUCUCCAGGAAGGCCUAAUGGCGCUCUCCAUCAAGCAGCCAGGAUCAUAUGUAGCAAAGAUGGCGUACAAGUUAUCUGAUCAAACUGAUCCCAGGCGUUUCAGGCACGCCUGGGAACAGACUGUUUCUCACUGUGCAGCACUUCGAACUAGAAUUAUAUUCGUUGACGGAGAAACAGUACAGAUAGUAGUCAAGAAUGACGUCUGCUGGAGAUCAAAUCAACUUAGCGCUGAACCUGGUAUUGGUAAAAAUGGUGUCUAUGGUUCCCGGCUUUGCCAUUACGACUUGGCGAAUGAUGAAAAUGGUCAGGCGUUAUUCACUUUGGCCAUACACCAUGCUAUCUUCGACGGCUGGAGCAUGGACCUGAUGAUGCAAACACUAAAUUCCUUCUAUUAUGGGACGGAAGUUCUUACACUUCAGCCCUACUCACUAUUCAUCAACUACAUCCUGAGUCAAAACCAAGAUGCUAUUGGGCAAUAUUGGACAACACAGUUACGCGGAGCAAAGCGUACUGCGUUUCCGGCAUUGGGUAGCAAUCAUAACAGCUCAGACGAAACACCAAAAGAGCAAGCCAUCCAAUCAGUUGUGCAGAGAAUUCCCAUGCUGGAUGCCAAGAACUCCGCAGUAACCAAAGCCACCGUCCUCCGGGCAGCAUGGGCCAUUAUCCUAGCCAGAUAUUGCGAAUCAGAUGAUGUCUGCUUCGGAGCAUCUAUCUCAGGGCGACACGCACCAGUGCCAGGUGUAGAUGCUAUAGCAGGGCCUCUGGUGGCUACUGUGCCUAUCCGACUGCAAGUUGAUAGUAGUCAAACUACCGCUGAGUUCUUGCAGAAAGUUCAAAGCCAGUCCUCUGAUAUGGUAGAACAUGAGCAAUUUGGGCUGCAAAAUAUCUCUAAAUUAAGUACGGAUGCUAGAGAUGCAUGCGACUUUGCUAGCUUGCUUGUCAUCCAACCAGCUCAACUUCUUCAAUCUCCAAGCACGGGGGUUUCUUUCCUAGUCCCUACUGCGGGAAAUCAGGCCACAACCAGCAACUCUCUCAACGGGUUUUCUAAUUACCCUCUCGUCGUACAGGGUCAUGUGUACGAGGAGUUCGUCGAGUUACACAUCAUAUACGACUCGGCGAUUCUUCACGAGUCAAAAGCGACAGCUAUAUGUCACCACUUUGAUCAUGUCGUUCAGCAACUCCUUACGAACGCCGAAACCAGUCUCCAUCAAGUGUCCGUGGCCGGCAAAUGGGACCUGGACAAGGCUAUACAAUGGAAAGGCGAAGCUCCAGAAGUUAUGGAUACAUGUUUCCACCACUUAUUUGAGAAGCGGGCAAGCCUCCAUCCCCACGCAAUGGCAGUGUCAUCAUGGGACGGAACUCUUACAUAUGCUGAGCUUGAUCAGGCUGCAAAUCGCUUUGCCCACCUCCUUAUCAACAAACAUGGCGUCAAGACUGAGGAUUUUAUCCAUGUGUGUUUUGAAAAAUCCGUGUGGUUUUUCGUUGCUAUCCUAGCCAUCAAUAAGGCAGGCGGCGCUUGGGUACCUCUGGAACCCUCGCAUCCUCUUCAACGAAAAUUAGGCAUAGUAAGACAGACCGGUUCCAGACUGGUGCUUACAUCCACGACCAAUGUCCACAUGUGUCAAAGCUUAGAAUUGGAAGUGGUUGAAGUUUCGGACACCCAAGACAAAGUUUUAUUGCUACACGAGCCUGCAACCGGCGAACAACCACCGGCAGUGAACGACCAAUCAUCCCAAAAUCCAGCAUACGUGCUAUUUACUUCCGGAAGCACGGGAGCACCCAAAGGCGUGGUUAUUCAACACGGGUCUGUCUGCACUAGUCAGAUGGCUGUUAUUAAGAGAAUGGGUAUGACAAGCUCCUUGCGGAUGCUUCAGUUCUCAGCCCACGUAUUUGAUGGAUGCAUUUUCGAGACUGUCACAACGUUUCUCUCUGGCGGUUGCCUAUUUGUGCCGUCUGAAGAAGCCCGUCUAAAUAAACUGACUGAGUUCAUCAACGACAAUAAUAUUACUUGGACUGCGCUAACUCCUGCCUUUGUCCGCACAUUGAGACCCGAGGAAGUUCUUAGCUUGGAAGUCUUAGUACUGGGUGGAGAGGCUGUCGGUCGAGAUAUCCUUGAGCCUUGGUUUGGCAAGGUUCGUCUCAUUAAUGUCUGGGGUCCUGCAGAAGCUUGCGUUAUCAGCUCUAUACACGAGUGGAAAUCAGUUACAGAGUCUCCCUUGAAUAUCGGAUACCCAUUAGGUGGAUUCUGCUGGAUCGUUGAUCCGGAUGACCAUGAGAAGCUUGCUCCCGCUGGCUGCGUUGGCGAAGUUGUCAUUCAAGGUCCAACUCUGAUGCGAGAAUAUUUAUCGGAUAAGAUCAAAACUGCACGAUCGUUGAUCACAUCGCCACCUGAAUGGAUGCCUAGGCACAAAGAAAAGAAUUGGGGCAGGUGCUACAAAACGGGCGACCUAGCAUACCACAAUCCUGACGGUACUAUGAACUUCGCUGGCAGAAAGGACACACAAGUGAAGAUCCGCGGCAAUCGUGUAGAGCUCGGAGAGGUCGAACACACUAUUCGCAAGUCGCUUUCAGGCGUGGAGCAGGUGGCUGUUGAUAUUCACAGGACAGAAAACAGUGCCAACCUCGUAGCCUAUUUGUGCUUCGGCCGUCAGUCAUUCUUGUCCGGGGGAGGCAACGCAUCAGCAUCACAAGACAAGGACCAAGUCUUUAUGCCCAUGACGGCUAAGAUGCAUGAGAGGAUGACAGCAUUGGCCAGUCAGUUAAACAUAAAACUGCCCCGGUAUAUGGUCCCUUCGAUGUUUAUCCCCUGUCAGCGCAUGCCAUUUAUUACAUCAACCAAGAUUGACAGGCAGAUGUUGCGAAACUUGGCAUCCAUGCUGGGCAGUGAGGACAAGGCCAAAUACUCACUGGCCGGUUCUAGCAAGAAGAAACCAGAGACGUCAAUGGAGCAAGAAAUGCAGCGAUUAUGGGCCAAGGUACUCAAAGUCCCCGUUGACUCUAUCGGUCGGGAUGAUAGUUUCCUCCAAAUUCAAGGGGGCGACUCCAUUUCCGCUAUUCAGCUCGUCUCACUUGCAAGACAACAUGGUAUCCAAUUAACUGUGGCGUCUAUUUUCAAGGACGCGCGACUGUCCAAGGUAGCAGCAAAUGCUACUUCGGUUGAUAAUGAUGAAGUGCUAACCGUCAAACCGUUUUCUCUGCUUCCAGCACACAAUCAGCAGACCAUCGUUGACCAAGCUCGUCUUCAAUGUCACUUGACAGACGAGAACGUCAUUCAAGAUAUCUAUCCAUGCACCCCUCUUCAAGAGGGCCUCAUGGCUCUGGCCCAAAGCCAGCCCGGCUCAUACAUGUCUCGGCAUACCUACCAAUUGCCAGCACAUGUGAACUGGGCUCGGUUUAAGCACGCUUGGGAACAGACUGUGAUUAAAUGUGUCAAUUUGCGAACGAGGAUUGUGUUCAUAAAUGGCAGAUCUUUCCAGGUAGUCAUUAAAGAUGACAUGCACUGGAGCUGUGACGACCACACACCACUUAAGGACGCUGUCGAAGCUUCCAACAAUGUCACAGCCGCCUAUGGAUCACGACUCUGGUGGUACACCUUCGCCAAGGGUGGCGAUGGAUACAACUACUUUGUCUGGGCCAUGCAUCAUUCCGUGUUUGACGGUUGGAGCGUUGACCUUGUUAGACAGCAGCUGUAUAGCUUUUACCAUGGCAAAACAGCCCCUUUUCUGCAUUCAUACAGUCGAUUCAUCAAGCACGUCACCAAUGUGAGUGAGGAAGCAGCUAAAAACUACUGGCUGGAUCAGCUUCGGGGUGCGAAGCGAGCUGUGUAUCCUCAACACGUUGUGCAGCAUAACAAGUCAAACACCUCUCCCGGAGGUAUCAGCCGUUCCAUGAUUAGGAAAGUCCAAUUCAAUACAGCAUCCGGCACAUCUAUCACAAAAGCAACCGUGUUGCGAGCUGCAUGGGCAAUCGUCCUGGCCCGAUACUGCGAUACUAAUGAUGUUUGUUUUGGGGCUACAGUCUCAGGACGUCAUGCCGAUAUCCCAGGCUUAGAAAGCAUGGCAGGUCCAUUGGUUGCAACAAUUCCAAUCCGCGUCAAGCUCGACCCAGAUCAGACUACCACAGACUUUUUGCAAACUAUUCAAUCUCAAACGUUAGACAUGACGGAGUAUGAGCAAUACGGGCUGCAAAGUAUCGCAAAACUUAGCCCUGAGGCACAGGAAGCUUGUGAUUUUUCUAGUUUGCUAGUCAUACAACCUGGCCAGCUACUUGAGGCAGCAGGAGCAUCAGACUCUCUUAUGAUCGCGACAGACACCAAUGGCGAGUCUGUCGAUGAAGCCCUCAAUGGAUACUUUAACUAUCCGCUUGUGGUCCAGGGUGUCAUCCAUGAGAACCACGUGGAGUUCCAUGUUAUCUAUGACUCGCGAGCUCUGGUCGAACAAGAAGUCGAAUUCCUCUCAAAUCAUUUCGACCAAACUGUCCAACAGCUUGUCUCUUCGAACAAUGUCUUAUUGAACGACCUAACCUUGGUUGGACCGUGUGAUGUACAACAGGCCGUUGAGUGGAGAGGAGAUACGCCGCCUAUCGUCGACGACUGUAUUCACUCUUUGUUUCAGAAGCAAGCAAAACUCCGACCAAUCGCCGUUGCCAUAUCAGGCUGGGAUGGAGAGCUUACCUACAGUGAACUGGACAGUAUGUCUGACAUAUUGGCCAAUCACCUAGUUAAGGACCACGGGGUGCUUAUCGAAGACCUUAUUCACGUAUGCUUUGAAAAGUCUGUUUGGUUCUUUGUAUCAAUUCUAGCUAUCAAUAAGGCUGGAGCAGCUUGGGUGCCUCUUGACCCUACCCAUCCAUUGCAGCGGCAACAGGCUGUGGUUCAGCAGACGGCUGCUAAGCUCUCUCUGACAUCUUCAUUGAAUGCAAAAGUAUGCUCUGACCUGGGCAUGGAAGUUGUCGAAGUCACGAAGACGCUGAUUCAAAAACUCUCACAUACUACCAUGUCAACACCACCCGUUAUCAACGUCACGCCUCAGAACCUGGCAUAUGUUCUCUUUACGUCAGGAAGUACUGGAACUCCCAAGGGCUUAAUGAUGCAACAUGGCUCUGUAUGCACGAGUCAAACCGCAAUUGCAAAACGGCUGGGUUUCACGCCAGAAGUACGGAUGUUGCAAUUUGCUGCCUACGUUUUUGACCUAUGUAUAGGCGAAAUCGUUGCUACCUUAAUAUCUGGCGGCUGUUUAUGUGUGCCUUCUGAUAAUGUCCGCCUUGAUAAUCUGACGGCAUUUAUGAAUGAGAUGAGGGUCAGUUGGGCUUUCCUCACGCCUUCGUUUGUGCGUACAAUCAAACCUGAUCAGGUGCCCGGGCUCAAGCUAUUGCUCCUAGCGGGAGAAGCCGUCACCCAAGAUAUUCUAGACACUUGGCUGGGUAGGGGAGUUCGUUUAGUCAACGGUUGGGGCCCGGCAGAGACAUGCGUGUUUAGCACAUUGCACGAAUGGUCCUCAUCCAGCGAAUCACCACUUACGGUUGGGCGGCCGGUUGGAGGCUACUGUUGGAUUGCAAACCCCAAAGAUCCGCUUCAACUUGCCCCAAUCGGCUGUAUAGGCGAAGUUGUCAUUCAAGGUCCGACUUUACUUCGGCAGUAUCUUGCAGAUCCCAAGAAGACGGAUGAACUGCUAUUCACUACACUGCCCGGCUGGUGCCCAGCUACAGGGACCAACAACCCUUCUUGGAGCAGGUUCUACAAAUCAGGAGAUCUAGCAUCCUACAACCCAGACGGGUCCAUCAGGUUUGCCAGUCGCAAAGAUACACAAGUCAAGAUCCGUGGCCUUCGUGUGGAGCUUGGCGAGGUGGAACAUAGCAUCAGAUUGGCUUUACCUGAUGUGAAGCAGGUCGCUGUGGACAUCUACAAGACUGAAGCUGGCGUCAACCUGGCGUCUUACCUAUGUUUCACAGAUGAAACCGUGGAUGCUAGAGAGGAAGAACAGGCCGUCUCUGGGAAUGGUAUCUUCAUGCCGAUGACACAUGAUUUGAGGGACAGAUUUGCCAUGUUGGUUGGCGAAUUAAGUGUCAAGUUACCCCGUUACAUGGUCCCGACAUUAUUCAUACCAUGCAGAUACCUGCCUUCUGUCACGUCCAAGCUGGAUAGGAAGACGCUCCGCGGAAUAACGUCAGAGCUCAGUAGUGACGAUGUCACUGCCUACUCGUUGGUUGAUUCAGAGAAACGAGCUCCAGUGACAGAUUUGGAGGUCCAGGUGCAAGACCUUUGGUCCGAGGUGUUGGGGCUACCAACUAAAUCUAUUGGACGAGACGAUAGCUUCUUGAAAAUAGGUGGAGAUUCCAUCAAAGCCGUCCAGCUGGUUCUUUUGGCUCGCGAACAGGGCCUAGUUCUUAGUGUAUCAUCGAUUUUUGAAGAUGCACGGCUGUGGAAGAUGGCACUCACCGCGGAAACGGACCUGGAGGAGGAUGAUGAUUGA
Molecule: messenger RNA, 29943 nt
Organism: Pochonia chlamydosporia 170
Lineage: Eukaryota; Fungi; Ascomycota; Sordariomycetes; Hypocreales; Clavicipitaceae
Product: nonribosomal peptide synthase
Exons: 4
Coding region: 1-29943 (9980 amino acids)
Biological process (GO): amino acid activation for nonribosomal peptide biosynthetic process; secondary metabolite biosynthetic process
Cellular component (GO): cytoplasm
Molecular function (GO): phosphopantetheine binding; catalytic activity
Source: RefSeq, a predicted model, not a curated record